GUCAAACGCCUUCGCGAGCGCACGGGCGCGCCGAUCGUGGACGUCAAAAACGCGCUCGCCGCGCACGAUUACGACGCCGAAGCCGCGCUCGAUCAUCUUCGCGCGAGCGGACUCGCGGCGGCGGCGAAAAAAGCGCACCGCGCGUCCGCGGACGGCGUCGUGUGCGCGACGACGGCGCGCGCGAACGGCGCGUGGACGUGCGCGAUCGCGGAGGUGAACUCGGAGACGGAUUUCGUGGCGAGGAACGAGACGUUUCGGGCCGUGGAUUUCGCGAAUAAGCUCGCGAUGCACGUCGUCGCGAGCGCGCCGGCGUAUUUGCGCGGCGAUUGCGUGCCGAACGACGUGUACGAGCGCGAGAUGGCGGUGUAUCGCUCGCAGACCGAAGGCAGCGGAAAGCCCGCGAAUAUCGUGGAAAAAAUUCUCGCCGGUCGCAUGAAUAAGUUUUACGAAGAAGUGUGCCUGGAGAAUCAAAAGUUUGUCCUGGACGACUCCGUCACCGUGGGCAAAGCGGUCAAGGCUGAGGGCGGUGAACUCAUCGCCUUCACUCGGAUGAAAGUCGGCGAAGGCAUCGACGUGGAGGAGAAAGAUUUCGCGUCCGAGGUCGCC
This is a messenger RNA of Ostreococcus lucimarinus CCE9901, 606 nucleotides long. RefSeq lists its product with no specific name. Gene Ontology annotation, molecular function: protein binding; translation elongation factor activity. Lineage: Eukaryota; Viridiplantae; Chlorophyta; Mamiellophyceae; Mamiellales; Bathycoccaceae. The annotation marks the transcript as partial. The transcript has 2 exons. Gene Ontology annotation, cellular component: mitochondrial matrix. The record is from RefSeq and is a predicted model, not a curated record. Gene Ontology annotation, biological process: mitochondrial translational elongation.